ACGCUAUUUAUGUGAUGUAAAUAAUGAAAUAUAAUAUAAUAUAAACAUAAUCUUAUCAUACUUUUCCAAAGUGUAUAUUCAUCCUGUGUGCAGAGAAAUUACAAUAAUAACAUAUAGAAAAAAAAUACAAGAAAAAUAUGUAGAAAUUACGAAAGAAAAGACACAAAAUAUAGCAUCGAACAAAAAAAGAUCGAAUUCAUUUUGACAUCGUAAUAGAACUUAAAAAUUAAUAUCGAAUUAUUGUCGGCCUUUAAAGAUUCUCAUAGUUAUAACAAACAUAACAAGUUACCGAAUUAUAAAUUUUCUAUAAUAUUCCAAAGUAUUAGCACUUUAGAGGUGUAGGCUAAUGUAGACUCGUCACUAGCGGUAUAGUAAUACAAUAAAAAUAGUGGAAAUAUUUGAAAUCGCGUAAGGUUACGCGACUAUUAGUGUUGGACAUCGUAAUUUUAAGUAUGCAUAUUUAUACGUAUUUGUUUUCUGUUUUUAAUUUUUUUUUCUUAUAUUUUUUCUUUUUAUUUUUUUCUUUUAGUUUAAAUAUUUUCCAUUACAUGUGAAAUUUAUUUAAUGUUGCACAAAUGCACAAUAAUUAUAAUCAAACUUUCAAAUCCACUUACAAAUUAACUUUUUCAUUGGUAUAUAAGUUUGUUAACAGAUGACGAUGUCGUCAUCUAAAACUGGGUGGGAUUACCCAUAUUUUGACCCUACUGAAAUAAUGACCUCGGUCUAUCAACCGGCACCAAUUCCAGAAGAAGAAUUUCUUCCUCGAAAAAAACAGAUACCAGAUACACACAUAAACAAUAAUAAUUCGUCAAUAUUCGAAGGAAUGAAAACAAAUGUACAAACUACCAAUGCAAUGGAAUUGAAAGAAGUGGAUGUGAUCGCACCAACGAAGAGUGUCGCAACGUUGACUGUUGUGCAACCAGGAAGUAUACCGUGUCAAAAUAGUGGUUGCAAAAACUGGGGAACUCAUGGUGUACCUGAAAGUCCCUGGCACAUACUUAAAACAAUAUUUCUCGUUUCUAUUAUUGUUACGUUAAUUAUAUGGAUAUUGAUUUACGCGCUGCUAGCACAAUAUCAAAUAUUCUGAUGACAGCGUAUUUGCGAUGCAUAAAGGAAUAGAAUGAUUAAACCGUGCAUGGUCAAAAUCAAGAUCGAAUUAUGCUCUUUGUAUGAAAAAGUAUUUACUUUAUACAGUCGAAAAAAAUCAGUCGGAUAUGUAUGUAGACUGUAUAUGUUGAUAAUUAGAAAUAAUUAUUUUAUGUACUUAUGUACUCACAUCAGAAUUAUAUAAUCACAUAACUUAUUUAAUAUAGUUAGAUUUUAAUGUUAUACUCAGUAAUGAUUUUGAAAUAUUAAUUUUUUAUAAUUAUUACUAUAAACAAAAGUAUAUCUUUGACAUAUAGAAAUAAUGAUAAAAAUAAUUUUAUUCUGUGUUAAAUGAUAAUGUAUUAAAAAAGAAAAUAAUUUCAGAAAUAUCUGUACCUGCCAAAUUAGUUAAAUUAUUAGCAAAUUUGUAUUUUAAUAGAUUUAUCUCAUGUACUAUAGGAGAUUCUAUAAAAUUAUACAUUUGUAUGUACUAUAUAUUUUACAUGUAAGUUCUACACAAAAAAUAAUUAAUGUAAUGCAUUUUAGCAAGUUCUUGAAAAAAAGUGUAAAAUUUUGAUAAAAAUUGUCUGCAUAAUUGGUGAUAAUAAUUAAAGCAUAAAUAUAACACUUAAACUACAAAACUGUAUUCUUCAGUUAAUACAGAUGUGUGUGUGUGUGUGUGUGUAUGUGUUUAAAAUAAUUGUUUCUAGAAAAAAAAUGUACUAGAGUUUGAUGUCACAGCGUCAUAAAUAAAAGUGUUAUGAAGAGGUUUA
Vespula vulgaris is the source of this 1859-nucleotide messenger RNA. RefSeq lists its product as uncharacterized. NCBI's taxonomy places the organism in Eukaryota, Metazoa, Arthropoda, Insecta, Hymenoptera, Vespidae. The transcript has 2 exons. The coding region runs from base 653 to 1087 and encodes 144 amino acids. The record is from RefSeq and is a predicted model, not a curated record.